Messenger RNA from Daldinia loculata, 2065 nucleotides. RefSeq names its product kynurenine 3-monooxygenase. NCBI's taxonomy places the organism in Eukaryota, Fungi, Ascomycota, Sordariomycetes, Xylariales, Hypoxylaceae. Gene Ontology annotation, molecular function: FAD binding; monooxygenase activity. The record is from RefSeq and is a predicted model, not a curated record. Bases 340 to 1611 code for a protein of 423 amino acids. The transcript is spliced from 2 exons.
UCUGUAACCCCAUCCCAAUCCGCCCCCUCUCAGUCCCCCGCUUGUCCUAUAGGCAAACAAGAUCGGCGAGGUUAGCGAAUAGAAGAGCUCGGCGAGGUUGAAAGACGACCGUUCGGCGCGGUCAUCCGUAAGGCGGAGUAGCGAUGAGGAUAAUAAGGAUAUCUCCUGCUCUCUUCUUCACUUCUUCUCCUUUUGAUCGAACAAUGAACCAUCUCACAUUUCAUUUGUUGAGUAUAUACUACCGAAUCCUCUAAAAUCCACCAAGUUUAUUUCCGCACUUUUCGUCAUCCGUAGCUAGGAUUUGUGUUUUUCCUACCCUACCCACGUCGUCUUCUCACCAUGGUUCUCACUGCCCCCCCUGCCGAAGUGGCCAUUAUUGGCGGAGGUCUUGCCGGCCUAACCCUCGCUCUGGCGCUGCACGAUCUGAAUAUCCCCUCUACGGUCUACGAGGCCCGCUCCGCGGAUUUCGACCAAGGGGGUGGUAUUAUGCUAUCGCCCAACGCCCUGCGGGUCCUCGAUAGCGUUGGUGUCUACAAACGUGUUCGCGAUAACUCGCUACAAUUUGACAUCCUCACCUUCAAGGAUGGCCAGGACCAGACUACUGAUGUGUACUACUUUGGCUCUGAGGAGCUAUACGGCUACCAUGCCAUCCGUAUCAUGCGUAAAGAACUUCUAGAUGAGAUGAGGGCCAUGGUGCGGGAGCGCAACAUCCCGAUUCACUUCGAUAGUAAAUUGACUGCCAUCACAUCCGAUGGCCCUGACAAGGUCGAGUUUACGUUUGCGGACGGACGCGUCGCAUCCGCUCCUCUCGUAAUCGGAGCUGACGGAAUCCAUUCGACUGUGCGUGGGACUUUCCUACCUGAGGUGAAGCCUAUGUACGCCGGUUUCAUGGGCAUCAACAGCGUUGUGCAAAGAUCUCAGCUUCGUAUCCCUGAAGGCUACAGCCUACCCGCGACCGUCCUGGCCAAGCCGGGCGCGUUUCUGCUAGUCCCCCAAAAGCCGGACGGGUCAGAGCUUUUCAUUGGCUCGCAGAGGCGAUUUCCCGCGCUGGACGCCGCAGGUUGGGAAGCGCUGAGGAAGGACAAGCAAAAGCUGUAUGACAUGCUUCAAGAGAAUAAGUCUGACUGGCCGGAUAUCGUACAGUCAGCACUGGAGGCGACGCCAGUGGACCGGAUGGGAUUUUGGGCCUUCCACGGUAUACCGCCCCUAGCAUCGUGGCUAUCUGAGUCCAAGAGAAUUAUCCUAGUUGGAGACGCAGCGCACGCAAUCCCGCCAACUGCCGGUCAGGGUGCCAACCAAGCUUUCGAGGAUGUGAGAGCACUGGCCACUCUGCUCUCGAAGCUCUCGCCCGAGGUGCCGCUAGACAAGGCUGCCGCGCAAUGGCAAACCUAUCGCCAAGCGCGAGUUAAGAAAGUCCUCGACCUAACUAACCAGAUGAACGCGAAACGUCUACCGGAAUCAGAGCGAGCUAAGCUGCCUCCGGGCGCUAUCUGGAGUGACCAGUCGCUCACCCGUGGUGAGGGUGGAGAGUUACGUUGGCUGUAUGAUCCGGAUUUGGCACAGGAGGCUGAGAAGUGGGUGGAAGAGCUCAAACAGGCUGCUAAUCCUUGAAAGCAAAAAAAAGGCUUGUCCAGAAUUGGAGCCUAGCGAUGACUAUGUACCUAAUAUUAUUAUCCACCUACCUACCUGAGUAGGCAUGUACCUGAUUAGCCUUGCAAGUGUUGGACUUUCGUAGCAGACCCAUGAACAGAAAGUCGUUUCCACCUUGGGGUCCGUAAAUACUACGUUUCGGAAAUGGAGUGCUGCUCCUGUAAGUACGCUACGAUUUCGAUAGCAACGUAAAGGUUGGGAGUCGGUAUAAUAUGUUGGCAAUAGUGCAAAAAACGUACCAACAAUAUUAUUAUUUGUAAAGGCUAUGGGUUAUAUUUUGUGAUACGCUUAGGUAAUUGGUAGAUUUGGAAUUAUACGAACCAUCCAACACUGUUCAGGUCUUAUGUUAAUAGGCAGUGUUACCGAAGCUAUUGUGGAGCGGCCGUCGAAGGAUUUUAAAUAUAGCAUCUCCCGG